AUGAGUUAUUCGAUAGAUAAUAUCUUUGAUCCGAAAACGGACUACGUCAUCAUCAUGUUCGUCAGGCCGAAGUUUGACGCUUCCAGCGCCGAAUUUCAACGAUCGGAGUCGGGUAUUGCUGCCAAGGCAGGGGAUUUGCUGGAUGAGGCGUCGGCGGAGGUGAAGGCGGCUCACCCGGGCAUUCAAGUGGAGACGAUGCUGGGCGAGGGAGACCCGCGAGACGUGCUGUGCAACCGCGCGACUGAGGACUUUGUGGACUUCAUCAUCGUCGGAAGUCAGGGCAAGACCGCUCUCACGAAAGCAAUGAUGGGGAGUGUGUCCCAGCACCUGCUGCACAAUGCACCAUGCCCUGUGCUAGUCUACCCGUCUUCUGGCACAGAUGCUGUCAAGCGCAGCACCUCUGCAUGGGGUGGUGCUCUGAAAGUGUUUAAGGGCGUUGCGUCCUCCGUUUCUUCUGUUACCUCAUCAGUUGCCUCUGUGAGCCUCGGUUCUGGUUCUUCCAAGUAA
This is a messenger RNA of Closterium sp. Naga37s-1, 507 nucleotides long. The record is from the annotation of a GenBank genome assembly. NCBI's taxonomy places the organism in Eukaryota, Viridiplantae, Streptophyta, Zygnematophyceae, Desmidiales, Closteriaceae.